Alosa sapidissima (American shad) is the source of this 2739-nucleotide messenger RNA. RefSeq lists its product as uncharacterized. Gene Ontology annotation, molecular function: cation binding; protein serine/threonine phosphatase activity. Gene Ontology annotation, biological process: protein dephosphorylation. The transcript is spliced from 3 exons. The record is from RefSeq and is a predicted model, not a curated record. Bases 632 to 2179 code for a protein of 515 amino acids. NCBI's taxonomy places the organism in Eukaryota, Metazoa, Chordata, Actinopteri, Clupeiformes, Clupeidae.
GUACAACAUCAUUGGCGUACAUUCUUCAACUCUACCGGAAAUCCGCUGUGGGAGCCAAUGAGUAAGGGCUAAGGCGUGCGGAUUUCACCAAUUCUCGAAGAAUUAUAUGCAACAGUAACGAUAAUAAUUACUUAUAUCGCAAUUUCUGUGACAAGUUGCAUUAAAAAAAAAAUUGUAGGCUACUACAAUUGUAAUGACAAAAGCCGAUACAUAGAUUAAUAGGCUAAAUACCCUGGACAUUGUUGCAUGAUUUCCAGUUGUUAUACGCAUCAUAGAGAUAGGCUGUCAGUUGUUAAUAAACUAUCGGUUUACGCUUACAUUAGUUGAAUCUGAAACGUUAAAGGUUACGAAUUGACUGGGCUAGAGUAGACCUGUGGCAGUUCUUUUCUGUGGCUGUUUCCCCUCAAGCCAGUGCCCAUGCAAUGGAUGCAUUUAUUUGGAGGAAGUGCGCAAGUUAAAAUGUAAACCGAUGUCUUCAAGAAAUGCUUGGCAGCUCGAUCGUUAGCAGCUACGUAAGACAGUUCUUUCCUCUGGACGUCACGCAGGACAUGGGUCAGAUUGACAGAUAUGGACAUGGAUGGGUCACUCACUGCACUGAUGCAUAUAGUACAGUUCGUUCACUCUCAGUAAGAUGAUAACAUCCCCUGUUAUCCGGCGGGUCACACAUCACCUGUCAGUCAUCAACUGGAAAAGUUCACAUUAUGACUGUCUAAUGCCACAAGUAAGACUGUGUCAUUCUUCUGAUCCCUCUAUGGACCUAACAAAUGUCAAUUACCCAGCAUCAACUCUUCAUUCAAAGAGGAAAUACAGAUCCAACAACUCCCCCAAUCAGAUGGCCAUCUCUCAGGUCAAUCACAUUUUAAAAGUCAAUGAAUACAGCUUCAGAGUGAACGGGUACGAUGGACGAUCUGGGGGGUCAGUGACAGGUUUUGACAGCAACAUCCUGGCCUCCAACUCCCCUAGCGAGGACAGGCGGAGUGCUGCCACUUGUCUGCAGAGCAGGGGGAUGCUCUUUGGAGUGUUUGAUGGCCACGCUGGCUCGGCCUGUGCUCAGGCAGUGAGCGAGCGUCUCUUCUACUACAUAGCUGUGUCCCUGCUCCCACUGCAGACUCUCCUGGACAUUGAGGAGGCAGUGGAGAACGACAGGCCGGUCAUGCCCAUGCUUCAGUGGCACAAGCACCCGAACGACUAUGUCAGCACAGAUGCCGGCAAGCUCUACUUCAACAGUCUCCGAACCUUCUGGCAGGAGCGCAUUGACCUGCAGGAGGACACCGAGGACGAGGACAUGCCGACUGCCCUGUCCAAUGCCUUCAAGAGGCUGGACAGUGACAUCUCCCUGGAGGCGCAGGUGCACUUCGGGGACCCUUUCUCCCACUUCACCCCGCUCAGGGUGGCCCUGUCAGGGUGCACGGCCUGUGUGGCCCUUGUGGACGGGGACGACCUGCACAUAGCCAACCUGGGCGACAGCAGGGCCGUUCUGGGAGUCCAGGGGGCGGACGGGAGCUGGUCAGCCUUCACCAUCACCAAUGACCACAACGCCCAGAAUCCCGACGAGAUGCAGCGGGUGCUCUCGGAGCACCCGAACCUGGAGAGGAAGACGGUGGUGAAGCACGACAGGCUGCUGGGCGUCCUUUUGCCCUUCCGCGCCUUCGGGGACAUCAAGUUCAAGUGGAGCAGCGAGCUCCUCAGUCGCAUGGCCGAGGCCCGGCCAGAGGUCCUGUCGGGGAACGAGUUCACCAAAAUGGUCCCGUCCAACUACCACACCCCGCCUUACCUGAGCGCAGAGCCCGAGGUGACGCACCACAAACUGCGGCCACAGGACAAGUUCCUCAUCCUGGCCACAGAUGGCUUGUGGGAGCUGAUGCACAGGCAGACGGUGGUGCAGGUCAUCGGAGAACACCUGUCCAGUCUCCAAUGGCAGAAACCCCUGAGUGCGGUGAGUUUCACACUCGGGCAGAUGCAACGACUUCUCCUGGAGAGGAAGAGCAGGGCACUCUCGGCACUGGAAGAUGAGAAUUCGUCCACACACCUAAUCCGACAUGCUCUGGGCAAUGAUGGCUUUGGCUCCGUGGAACCCAGGCGACUGGCCAAAAUGCUGAGCUUGCCCCAAGACCUGGCACGCAUGUACAGGGAUGACAUCACAAUUAUAGUGAUUCACUUUAAUAACCCAGUCUUGUGAAGUUAAAUAUACUCAAAUACCAGUAAUACUAAGGUUGAAGGUUGUGUACCGAGUAAAGUAGUGUUAAAGUUUUUAAGUGAAUAUUUAUGUAAGUAAAUGUAAAAAGAAAUACCCUGCAACACCCAAUUUUUUUUUUUUUGCUGAGCAGUGCUGAGCAGAAGCCAUUGACCUUUGUAAGCGAGUCUUUGAAGAACUAGAUACUGACCACGUGGAAGACCAAGAAAGAAUUGCACAAUCUGUGGCACAGAAGGAGCAGCCUAGUUUAACAUUUUUAAACAGGGUGUUGACCUACCAGAUUCCACAACACAUGGCAUACAGAUUUCAUGACAACGCUUUGUUAAGCUUUAUGAGGCUUUAACUCGUAUGAGACAGUGUUCAGUUAAGUACAAACAGCAAAGUGGAAUUUUUCUUAAGGGCUGCUAUAACACCUCUCAAAAUUGCCCAGAGGCAUUUGAAGUAGAUUAGACCCAUGCCAUUAGAUACCGCUAGCACAUUUGCCGCAAAUGUAAAAAAAAAAAAGUAUAGAGGUUUUAUCCAGGCACUGAACUAUAAAACAAAUC